This is a messenger RNA of Lachancea nothofagi CBS 11611, 1947 nucleotides long. Lineage: Eukaryota; Fungi; Ascomycota; Saccharomycetes; Saccharomycetales; Saccharomycetaceae. The record is from the annotation of a GenBank genome assembly.
AUGGGCCUUCUAAACGCCAACGACAAAGAGAAAAUCAAAAGAGCGCUUCCCAAGAGUUCCAAUAAGAUUGUGGACGUCACAGUGGCAAGGCUCUUCAUUGCGUAUCCUAAUCGGCAAGAAUGGCAAUACACUGGUCUUUCAGGAGCCGUCGCCUUGGUUGACGACGUAGUUGGCCAUACCUUUUUCCUCAAACUCGUGGAUAUUCAAGGCCACAGAGGUGUACUUUGGGAUCAAGAGCUUUACGUGGACUUCGAAUAUAGCCAAGAUCGCACUUUUUUUCAUACUUUUGAACUUGAAGAAUGCAUGGCAGGUCUCUUGUUCGAAGAUCUGGACGAAGCAGCACAUUUUCUCAAGCGAGUCCAAAAGCGCGAGAAAUACGCCUCCAAGAAGACUCUGGCGAACAAAAACGCCAUUGCAUUGACCAAAAAAUUGCACAAUGAACAAGAAUCACAAGUGGUGCAUGGACCCAGAGGCGAGUCCUUAAUAAGCGACCAAAGGCAGCGCUAUAAGAUCCAAGACGGCCUUGACAUUCCUACGACAAAGAAAAAAGCUCCCCCACCCCCACCACCGACGAAUAGUUCUCUCACACAAACAUAUGAAGCUCCAUCUCCUUUCAGUGGGACAGAAGAUCCAACUACAGACUCAGAAAAUUCGUCUGCAAGCUUAUCGAUAGCGCCUACCCCCGUGCCCCAAGCAACAAAUACUGUACAUAGGCUACCGCCCUUGCCUGCGGGACAAACAUUUGCAAACGCAGAAGUACCACCCGCAACACCCGCACCACCUGCACCGCCUGCACCACCUGCACCACCUGCACCACCUGCACCAUUCGCACCACCUGCACCACACGUACAAACUGCAUCGUCGAUACCUAUAUCCACAGAAUACUCAACACCUACUGUAUCGUCACCUCCACGGUCUACUAAUAACCCGUUUCCUUUCCCCAUUCCUCAAAAUUCAAAUGUAACAUUCCCCCCACCGCCUUCUCAGGGCAUUGGAUCCUCACAAGCACCCCCGCUUCCACAUGCCCAACGGCCUCUUCCUAGCGUUCCUGCUCGAGGCAGGGGUCCCCCAGCACCGCCACCAAGGAGAGGCCCAGGUCCACCACCACCACCCCGCAGAGUCACGUCUAACCCUACAGGCUUCUCUAUGCCUCCUGCUAAUCCCGGGCUACCUACAGCUCCAAUAAUUCCGUCAAGAGCUCCAUCGGGAAGUAAACGUCCAGUGCCACCCCCACCGCCAAGACGCGGAGCUGCACCACCACCGCCACCGAGAUCAUCUAGAGUUACUUCUGGUUCCUUAUCACCACAACCUAAUGUUUCUGUGGCAUCUCCACCACCAAUGCAUACUUUCCCUCAAAGCCCAAAUCCAGGCCAUAUUGCCCCACAGGCUCCCCAGGCCCCACCUGUGUUCCAAUCUAGUAACCAGAACUUCAUGCCACCGCCGCCUCCUCUUCCUCCAACAACUUCUCAACCAAGCGGCCAAAGUUUUGUCCCUCCACCACCACCUCCGCCACCAUCAUUUCAAGCUUCGGCCCCAAGCGCCAUUCCACAACCUCCUUCAAUUCCAUCUAGAGCACCUCAAUCAUCUGGUGCAGUUCCUCCACCACCACCUCCUGCUUUCCUAGCACAAGCACAGCAAGCACCAUCACAGGGCUUGAAUGAAGCUACGGGUGACUCCGGACGGGAUGCUCUACUUGCAUCUAUUCGAGGUGCUGGUGGCUUAGGUGUCUUGCGCAAGACUGAAAAGUCACAGCUCGAGAAGCCAAGCGUCCUCUUACAAGAAGCUCACGGUAAUCCAACAAAUUCAUCGAAUGGCACCACCAGCGGUCCAAGUAAUGGAGGCGGCGGCCCUCCUUCUCUGGCAGAUGCUCUAGCGGCAGCAUUGAACCAGAGAAAAAGCAAAGUAGGACAUGAUGAAGCAGAAUACGAUAAUGGAGACGAUUGGUGA